Messenger RNA from Gymnogyps californianus (California condor), 1806 nucleotides. RefSeq names its product RAB9A, member RAS oncogene family (gene RAB9A). Gene Ontology annotation, molecular function: GTP binding; GTPase activity. The coding region runs from base 1189 to 1794 and encodes 201 amino acids. Gene Ontology annotation, cellular component: lysosome; phagocytic vesicle; late endosome. The transcript has 4 exons. Lineage: Eukaryota; Metazoa; Chordata; Aves; Accipitriformes; Cathartidae. The record is from RefSeq and is a predicted model, not a curated record. Gene Ontology annotation, biological process: Rab protein signal transduction; retrograde transport, endosome to Golgi.
CAACAGAGGCUACUAGUGCUAAGAGUCCCUGGAGGAAAAGGGAAAUUCAUGCAAGGGAGAAAGAUGAGCACAUGUGAGCAGAAAUAAUUCCUUGCUAAGUUACUGAAAGAGUGGAAGCAGUAACAGAGAAGUAAGUUGCAAGGAGAAUGUCAGUUAACUCAUGAAUUGUUAGAAAUGUUGGACCAAGAGCAGCAGCACCUAAGGGUGUUUUGAAGUUGGCUGAAAGUAAUAGAAUAUCUAAGUUGGGAGAUGCUCAGCUGUGAGCUGCUGAGAAAUGUCAACUCUGAUUAAAUCAGAAUAAAGAAUAGUUUGCUCAUUCUACUUGAAUGUGGGGAAUGAGAUGGAAAGUGAAGGCCAGGUCUCUGCAAGAUUAAACUAGCGGAGGUAUAAAUGUAGGUAUUUCUCCUGACAAGUUUUGCUGAUUGAGUUUGUGGCUGGAUAUGUUAGAAUAAAUGAAGUGAUUCUGGCAGUAGGUACUGGGAUGAUUUCGUGAUCCAGGGGUUACGCAGACUUAAGGAUGCCUUCCCUUGACUGCUGCUUCUUUCAUAGUCCUCAGUCAUGCGAGGCAACUGUUUGAACUAGAGUCCUGAACUACACAGGAGUUAAAAAUAACCUUAUAAAGAAACCCCAAAAUACAACUUUUUGGUAUACAAGUGAGUGGCAACAGCUGUAUGUCAGUUCAGUUUGGGUUGUGUUCAUGCUACAAAUUAUUAUGAAUAAACUCUAGUGAUAUUCUGGUGUUAGAUAAAGCGUGUCUAGGCUGCUUACAACUAGAGGCAAUUUUCAGAUAACUUGUUGUCACAUUGUUAAAGAUCUAUCCAACAGAAAACACAAACUACCUUCACAGUCCAAUGGUGAAAUCAUAGGUGAAGGAAGACUUACAAGAGGAUUCGGAUCUCAGUAGAUCGAGCCAUAUGAUUGAAGGGCUUCCAGGCUUCCGGAGAACUAGGCAGCUGACAAGUGGCCGUCAGUAAAAAGGUGUUCCUGAUCCACAGCUCUUACAUCGGUAACCCGUGGAGGGGAAGAUUUCUGGAAACUUGUAAGUCUGCCAUAGGUGACAAGUAUAACUACUCUGUAGUGAUUGAGGGCUGAGAUGUAAAAACUCCACAAACAGUAAGUGUAUGCUGAGUGAUGAUUUAAACUGAACUAUUAAGGUCUAAGAAACCAGGAGGAUCUAUUCCCAUAACAAUGGCAGCAAAGUCAUCACUCCUUAAAGUAAUACUGCUAGGAGAUGGUGGAGUUGGGAAGAGUUCCCUUAUGAACAGAUACGUCACCAACAAGUUCGAUGCACAGCUGUUUCAUACAAUAGGUGUGGAAUUCUUAAAUAAAGAGUUGGAAGUCGAUGGACAUUUUGUUACAAUGCAGAUAUGGGACACGGCAGGUCAGGAACGUUUUAGGAGCUUGCGGACUCCUUUCUAUAGAGGUUCUGACUGUUGCCUGCUAACCUUCAGCGUGGAUGACUCUCAAAGCUUCCAAAACUUAAGCAACUGGAAGAAAGAAUUCAUUUAUUAUGCAGAUGUCAAGGAGCCUGAAAGUUUUCCGUUCGUGAUACUGGGUAACAAAGUUGAUAUCGAUGAAAGGCAAGUGUCUACAGAAGAAGCCCAAGACUGGUGCAGGAAUAAUGGCAACCACCCCUAUUUUGAAACCAGUGCAAAAGAUGCCACUAAUGUUGCAGCAGCCUUUGAAGAAGCCGUUAGAAGAGUUCUAGCCUCUGAAGACAGAUCAGAUCACUUUAUUCAAACAGAUACAGUAAACCUUCAUCGGAAACCGAAACCCAGUUCAUCUUGUUGCUGACUUACCUUUUUU